Messenger RNA from Diceros bicornis minor, 1869 nucleotides. It is a transcript of the gene ACSM1, whose product is annotated as acyl-CoA synthetase medium chain family member 1. Lineage: Eukaryota; Metazoa; Chordata; Mammalia; Perissodactyla; Rhinocerotidae. Gene Ontology annotation, cellular component: mitochondrial matrix. The transcript has 13 exons. Gene Ontology annotation, molecular function: fatty-acyl-CoA synthase activity; fatty acid ligase activity. Gene Ontology annotation, biological process: fatty acid biosynthetic process; acyl-CoA metabolic process. Bases 45 to 1778 code for a protein of 577 amino acids. The record is from RefSeq and is a predicted model, not a curated record.
GUGACUGGAGAACUCUGUGCCUGCUUCCUGAGGACUGCCCCACCAUGCAGUGGCUGAUGAGGUUCCGGGUCCUGUGGGGCAUCCACAAAUCCUGCCAUGGCUUCCUCCCUGCCCCUCGGUACCUGCGCUGCCAGCCUUUAUCAGGAGCUGAAGCCCCGAGAUGGAAUGACCACGAUACAACUGAGGAAUUUAACUUUGCAAGUGAUAUACUGGAUUACUGGACUCAAAUGGAGAAGGAGGGCAAGAGAGGUCCAAACCCAGCCCUGUGGUGGGUGAAUAACCAAGGAGAUGAAGUGAAGUGGAGUUUCAGAGAGAUGACAGACUUAACCCGCCGUGCAGCCAACGUCUUCACACAGACUUGUGGCCUGCAGCAGGGAGACCAUCUAGCCUUGAUUCUGCCUCGAGUGCCUGAGUGGUGGCUGGUGACUGUGGGCUGCAUCCGAACAGGGAUUGUCUUCAUGCCAGGGACCACCCUACUGAAGGCCAAGGACAUUCUCUACCGACUACAAGUGUCUAAAGCCAAGGGCAUCGUAACCACUGAUACCCUUGCCCCAGAGGUGGACUCUAUGGCUUCUGAGUGUCCCACCCUGAAAAUCAAGUUGCUGGUGUCUGACCACAGCCGUAAAGGGUGGCUGGACUUCCGAUCACUGAUUGAAUCAGCAUCCCCAGAUCACACCUGUAUUAAGUCAAAGACAAUGGACCCAAUGGCCAUCUUCUUCACCAGUGGGACCACGGGCUUGCCCAAGAUGGCAAAACACAGUCAUGGACUUGCCUUACGAUCCUGCUUCCCUGCAUGCAGGAAAUUACUGCAGGUGAAGGCGUCUGAUGUCUUCUGGUGCCUAUCGGACCCAGGCUGGAUUCUGGCUCUUGUGGGGUCCCUGAUUGAACCAUGGACAGCAGGGUCUACAGUCUUUGUCCAUCAUCUGCCCCAGUUUGACCCCAACGUCAUUGUCCAGACACUCUUCAAAUACCCCAUCACCCAGUGCCUUGCUGCACCAUCUGUUUUUCGAAUGAUUCUGCAGCAGAAUUUAACCAGUCUCAGGUUCCCCACCCUGGAGCACAGCUGUGCUGGCGGGGAGGCCCUGCUGCCCGAAGAGCAAGAGCAGUGGAGAAGACAGACAGGGGUUCUGCUCUACCAGGUCUACGGACAGUCAGAGACGGGAAUAACUUGCGGCAACCUCCGGGGAAUGAAGAUCAAGCCGGGUUCCAUGGGGAAGGCCAUCCCACCCUUCGACAUCCAGAUCAUUGAUGACAAGGGCAGUGUCCUACCGCCCAACACUGAAGGAAACAUUGGCAUCAGGAUCAAGCCCACCAGGCCCAUAGGCCUCUUCAUGUACUACCAGGAUGACCCGGUGAAGACAGCCGAAGUGGAGUGUGGGGACUUUUACAACACUGGGGACAGAGCAACCAUGGAUGCAGAGGGCCACAUCUGGUUCCUGGGGAGGGGCGAUGAUGUCAUCAAUGCCUCUGGGUAUCGCAUCGGGCCGACAGAGGUGGAGAAUGCCCUGGCCGAGCAUCCAGCAGUGGCUGAGUCAGCUGUGGUGAGCAGCCCGGACCCGAUUCGAGGGGAGGUGGUGAAGGCCUUUAUUGUCCUGGCCCCACAGUUCCUGUCCUGGGACAGGGACCAGCUCACCAAGGAGCUGCAGCAGCACGUGAAGUCAGUGACGGCCCCGUACAAGUACCCGAGGAAGGUGGAGUUUGUCCCAGAGCUGCCCAAAACCGUCACUGGCAAGAUUAAAAGGAGUGAACUUCGGAAAAAGGAGUUUGGUCAGAUGUGAUCGUCAAUAAACUCAGAAACCACUGUGUGACUUUGGGCUAAUCCCUGGCCACCACAGUUUCCCCAUAUGGCGAGGGUGAGGAUGGGGGUGU